CAUAAUAUGAAAGGGAUAGUAAUAUUGUUCUAACGAAUAUAUGUCAUUUGACAGAAAGUUUGUUAUAAAGAAGUGGUUUUUCUAUUAUAUAGUAAGGGUAGCAGGCAGAUGAAUAAGAGUUAUCUGAAAGUUUCCCAUUUCGGUCUCAGACGCGUAAACGAAGUUGUUGAAAGUGGUACUUUGGAGACCAGUGUCGAAACAGCUCUCGAUGGGCCAUUUUGCAAAAUAAGAGAGAUUUAUAGAACAUAUUUAAGAAAAUAAAAACUAAAAGUGACUCCAAUUGGAUGGUCCCUGCGAAAAAGCCAACGACCUUUAUGAUAUUCGUCCAUAAGGAGAAACUAAAGAAAGGCUCGAAGCAUAUCGGCUGAUGCUGGCCAGUUUAAGAUUUCUUUUUAAAAGGUUAACGGGAUUUUGCUUUGCUCCUUGUUUCUUGAGGAAAUGUACCAAGAAAAAAGAUCAGACACUUGACGAUUACAAGAUCCUACAGCGAGUAAGCAUUAUUCUUUUUUCAAGGCAAGCUUAUUUGAUGUUUCUAUCAAUGAAACAUCUAUGAAAUUAUUCCAAAGCACAUUUCUAGUCUUCAUGUUGGAUGGACUUUUAAAAUUUGAGACAGACUAUUCCGGAUACCCCUGAAGCCAUACACAAACAAUUUAAUUGAUGUAAGGGAUUCUUACUAUCUGUUUCGACCAGUCUAAGCCAAAUUACGUCCCAAGUUGCGUUCAUGUUAAUCAAAUUGUCCCACUUGGACACAGAUUCAGCAGGUAUGAGGGAAAAGAAACCUCUUCCAAAGCAUAGUUGGAAAGGAUAUUUUCUUAUUUUUAUUCCUGUGAAUAUGGUCAACAGUCAAUUCAAUGUCCUCAUGUUCCUUUAUUGGAUGCUUCCACGAUCAAUCCCAAGAAAAAAGGUGUCUAAAAAACACUCCAUUGUUUUUAUAGAAAUCUCAAAAAAUGGUGUUUCUGGAAGAUUUUAGCAAAAGGCUUCAACGAACAGCAUAACAAGAUCGACCGAAAACGGGUAUUUAUUGUUCACCAAAAAGAAAUUUCGAAAGCCUUCUCUAAUUUAUUCACGACUAUUUUUACUUUUCUUCGUAUUUUUCUGUUACUCAACACCCUUCUUUCUUAACUAUGUAAUAACUUUCUGUGUUUACUAUUUGAACUUAGUGUGAAACAGUAAGUAUGGUCCACGUAAAUAUUUACCUUUUUUUUUAAAACAUUUCGUGUUAUUUAAAGCCAGCUUUUCUCCAUUGCAUUGUUUACUCAACGGUAAAGCUUUCAUUUCUUUCGUUUCAUGGUAAGCAAUUCUGUUGGCUUGUAAUAAACGCUCUUUUCGACAUACUUCCUGAGAGAAUAUCACUGCUGUACUGUUCACUAUACAAAAGUUAAAGAAUUUCAAGAGAUCUUUAUUUGUAUUACUUACUUAUAUAGAAAGAGGGUGCGUUCUUUGAGAAAAUCAAUCUUUGGUUGCUUCCUUAUUCUUCCAAAGCAUCUAUAAUCUUUUUACAGCAUUAUCCUUUUUUCAAUUGAAAGUUUCUCAGUCAUUGAUUUCUUGAAAGCAAAAUGAGCCGAUGGAUGAGACGUUCUCUUCCACGUCCGCCAGAUGAAGAAGAAGCAGCAGGUCUCACCACUGAACCGCCAAAUCGUGCUAGCCUAUUGAAGGUUCCAACUCUAAUGUACCAAAAUUCAGAUGGAUCUAGCCCUCAGUUAUCUGAAGCAGACGAAGAUGACAAAGAGUACAGACAUCUGAUUGCUUCUUCAGAAGCUCCCUCUAUAGAUGACUUUAGUAUAGAUGACUAUAUGGUUAAAGAAGGAGAAGAAUCUAGUCCUCCUUUUGAAGGAUACACGGCACAACCCAAUCCCAUCCAUUCGUAUACCCCGAAUAUAUCAAAUCAGCAACAACCUGAGCGACAACAGUCAAAGCAUGAACCUCGGCUAAAGCGAAAAAAGACUAUUCAGAGAGUAGAACUCUUCAGAGGAAACUUGGUAUUGGAUUGCCCUGUCCCCAAAAUGCUUCUUGCUAGUCUGCCUAAGCAGCAAGAUCGAGAAUUUUCCUACGUUCGUUACACGGCCGCCACUUGUGAGCCUCAAGAUUUUGUUAAGAAUUUAUUUACGCUUCGACAGCCAUUGUUUGCUCAGCCCCGGAAGACAGAGAUUUGCAUUGCCAUUACUAUGUUUAAUGAAGACGAAAUUUUAUUUGCACGUACAAUGCAUAGCAUUAUGAAAAACAUUUCUUACCUUUGUAAGAAAAGGAGCUCUCCAGUAUGGGGAGUAGAUGCUUGGAAAAAGGUGGUCGUUUGUAUAAUUUCCGAUGGCAGAACCAAUAUACAUCCAAAGACUUUGGCUUACUUGGCAUCCAUUGGAGUUUAUCAAGACGGGAUAGCCAAAAACAGAGUAAAUGAAAAGGAAGUUAAUGCUCAUAUAUAUGAGUAUACAACCCAAUUAUCCAUCGAUCCUAAUUUAAAAUUUAAAGGCUCCGAAAAAGGUAUAGUUCCUGUGCAGGUGGUUUUUUGUUUAAAGGAGAAAAAUAAACAGAAAAUUAACUCUCACCGAUGGUUUUUUCAAGCGCUUUGCCCAGUUCUGCAGCCAACUGUUUGCGUUUUAUUGGAUGUCGGUACACGACCAGGGGAUCAAUCCAUAUACCAUCUUUGGAAAUCAUUCGAUGUAAAUCCAAGAGUAGCCGGUGCAUGCGGUGAAGUUGUCACUAUGAAGGGGAAAUAUGGAUCUAGCAUGUUGAAUCCCUUAGUUGCUACCCAAAAUUUUGAAUAUAAAAUGAGUAACUUAUUGGACAAGCCUUUGGAAAGCGUACUCGGGUUUAUCUCUGUACUUCCGGGUGCCUUUAGCGCUUACCGGUUUGAAGCCCUUCAAAACGACGAAAAUGGUAAUGGCCCGCUGGAAAGCUAUUUUCGCGGAGAGUUACAAAAUGGUGAAUGUUCAGGGAUUUUUGAAGCGAAUAUGUAUUUGGCAGAAGAUCGUGUUUUAUGCUUUGAAUUAGUAUCGAAACGCCAUGAAGCUUGGACGUUGCACUAUGUCAAGUCUGCGUAUGCGGAUACCGAUGUCCCCGAUCGUGUACCUGAGUUCAUUUUACAAAGGAGACGUUGGUUAAAUGGAAGCUUUUUUGCUGCUAUUCAUUCUGUGUUUCAUUAUUAUCGGAUUUUUCAGAGUACUCAUACAUUUGGUCGAAAAGUUUUGCUAAUUGUCGAGUUUUUUUAUCUUUUUCUACACAUGUUGUAUUCAUGGUUUAAUGUCGGUAAUUUCUUUAUCAUCUUUUAUGUCCUAACGUCUAGCGUAGCCCCAAAAGAAGCAAAAUUCCCCCCUGGAGCUGUACUUGCAAAAGUAGUGAACUGGAUUUAUGGGGCUUUAUUGAUUCCUUGUUUUAUCCUGGCAUUGGGAAAUCGUCCACAUGGCUCGACAAUUUUUUAUACAACGACAAUGGUGCUGUAUGGUUUGUUAAUGUGCUAUCUAUUAUUUUGCUCUGCUUGGAUUGCAUAUCGAGGAAUUAUUCAUGCGAUUGAUGUUGCAAAAUACGAAAACUCAUCGGUUGGAUAUGCUUUAGCCAACAAUACUAUUUUCGUGAACAUAGUAGUGUCUUUAACUACGACAUACGGAAUGUAUGCACUAAUUUCUAUAAUUUCUUGCGAUCCCUGGCAUAUGCUGACAUCUUUUGUUCAAUACCUGAUUCUGUCGCCAAUGUACACAAACAUAUUAAGUGUUUACGCAUUUUGUAACACGCAUGAUGUGUCCUGGGGUACCAAAGGAGAACAUGCGGUCUCAAAUGAUUUGGGUAUUGCAAAAAGAAAUCCAAAGGGGACGGUCGUUGAAAUUGCGAUUCCCACGAAUGAAUCUGACAUCGAUGAUAUGUACGAAAAAUCUGUGCGCUUGCUAGCAAGUCCGGUUGACAAAACUCUCUUGUCUCCGGAUAUAUCAUUAAAGAAGCAGGAUUUUUAUAAAAACUUCAGAACAUUCAUUGUAUUGGCUUGGAUUUUUUCCAACCUGGCUCUGGUUGCGGUAGUCAUAAACUUGAACCAGACAAAAGGGAUUUCUAUUUCUAACAAUCAAACAAGCUAUUACUUAGCAUUUCUUUUCUGGAGUGUUGUUGCAUUUUCUGCAGUCCGUUUUGUAGGAUGCAUAGUCUAUUUAUUUCUACGAAUUGUUACAGGAGUAUAGCUUCUGUAAAAGAAGAAGUUGCUUAUUUCUUCCUAAUGUUACACAACCAUAAAAUGGUUUGAAUGAUUUAACCUAAAACUUUGUACAAUUAUAUGUUCCCUAUCCUCUAAUAUACUUUAAUUCUUAAUUUCUACUAUCUUUUGUUCGUUUUUUUAGCUACUCUCUUUAUAGCAUAGCAAUAACUGGAAGUGGUUUUAUUUACUCUUAAAAUCAAUUACUUUUUCUAAACAGAUUUGAUACUGUAUAAGCAACACUUAUUUUAGC
Messenger RNA from Schizosaccharomyces cryophilus OY26, 4424 nucleotides. RefSeq names its product chitin synthase I. The record is from RefSeq and is a predicted model, not a curated record. The transcript has 2 exons. Gene Ontology annotation, molecular function: chitin synthase activity. Bases 1557 to 4160 code for a protein of 867 amino acids. Lineage: Eukaryota; Fungi; Ascomycota; Schizosaccharomycetes; Schizosaccharomycetales; Schizosaccharomycetaceae. Gene Ontology annotation, cellular component: cell periphery; cell septum.